AUGUUGUGCGGGGGCUCCCUUUUUCCGGAAUGCCGACCAACGGGGACGCGAACGGCUCCUGUGAACGUCCCGGGGACGUCCGGCGUCUCCUGCGGCCACAGGAUACGCCCGCCGGCCUCCCGGAAGAAUUAUCAGGAAAUUUAUGACGAGCUCAAGAAGUUCGGCCCGGCCGCGGAGAUGAAAUUGGGGGAGACGCCCCAAUCCAGGGAAUUAAAGAAGUUCCUCGCACAAAUGGCCAUGGAACGGCGAACCGACAAGAAAAUAAUCACCGAGACGAUUCGUCAACGAGUCGACCAAGGUCUUGAUGAUGCAUCUCGUUUCUUUGUUCAAGGUAUGGCAGCUUACGAGGAGUCCGUGCAGAUCCGUCGAGAAAAGCUGCGGAGGAUGUUGCUGGUGGAAGAGGCCUCUCUGGCGAAGGAACUCCUGGAUCGCGUUAAAAAAAUCGAGCAGUCUCGUAUGGAGGACUCGAAGAAGCAGGCGGAGGUGCUAAAGAGGCAGGAAGAGGAGGAGAGGCUAGCCACGGUUUCCGCCAAACGAACCCAGCAGGUUCUAAGACACUGCCCAACAUUGAGGGACUCCUUUUCGAAACGCUUCACCGCGAACACGAAGCACUGCAACCUCGUACAAAUGGCGGAAAACCACGCCAAGCAGCAGCAAGAAAAAGAGCUGGAGGAGUUCUGGCACGGGUUGAUGCUGAAGGAGGUCGCGGCCAAACGGUCGCGCGAGGUGGAGGAGGAGAAGAAGAGAGCCGAAGCUCGCAAGGACACGGUCGAGAUCCUGGCCGAGCAAUUAGCGAGUAAAUCGGCAUCGGAGGCUCAAAUUAGGCGGACCAAGGAAGAGGAGCGAGAACACUUGCUGCGGCUGCAAGAAGAAGAGAGGGAAGAGGAGCGGCGCCGAGAGGAGGAGGAGCGCAAGAAGAAGGCCGCGGCGAGGAAGGAUCUGGAGGAGCAGCUCUCGAGGGCGAAAACGUUGCGGGAGGAGCGAGAAAGGGAAGUGGCCACCACGGAGAGGAUGUUGAGCGAGAUGGCGAACGAGGAGCUGGCCAGGGAAAGAGCGGCCACUGGCGACACGACGAGAGCCGCUCGUCGGGAGAUCCUGGCCUAUAUGGAGGACCUGGCGGCUCGUCGAAAGGACGAGGCUAAACAAAACGCCGAAAUUGACGAACUGAUCGCCCGAUACAAUGCCGAAGCCGCGGCCAGGAAGGACCGGAUCGCCGCGCAGAGGCGCGAGGCCAGGCAGGGGAUGCUGAAGGAGGUCCUGGACGUUAGGGAACGCCAAUUAAGGGAUAAAACCGAGGCUCUGGAGCGCGAGAAGCGGAUCGAAGAGAUGGAACGCGAGCUUUUCGCGAAAGAGGUGGAGGCCGAUGCGAAGCUCCUCCAAAGGGAGAGGAGCGCCAGGAGGGAGAAGGCUCUUCGUUACGGGCGAGAAUUGCAGGAACAGCGGAAGUACCUCGAGACGUGUAGCGCAAAGGAAGCCGAGGAGAACGAGCGGAUGCACCGUAGGAGCGUGGAAAGGGAAGCCGAAUACGAAAGACUGGUCCAGGCUCUAAGCGAGACCUCCGAGGGAGCGUCGACGCCUCACCCGUUCCUGGUGCCUAUCAAGGAGCUCGUCUGCCCCAGGAUCGAGGUCCGGAAUCGAUGUCCCUUGCUCCCGGAAAUAUGCCGGGAUCCAAAGACCCCGCUGGACGACGCUCCCUCUGGAAACAGGGUUUAA
Molecule: messenger RNA, 1713 nt
Organism: Orussus abietinus
Lineage: Eukaryota; Metazoa; Arthropoda; Insecta; Hymenoptera; Orussidae
Product: cilia- and flagella-associated protein 53
Exons: 2
Coding region: 1-1713 (570 amino acids)
Source: RefSeq, a predicted model, not a curated record